AACACCAAACAAACAACAUUCUCACUACUAAUUAGCCACAUUCAAUUGUUGAGAGUGCUAAUAAUUCUUAACUUUGAAAAAAUGGCCAAGUUUGGUGCAUCCUCAAUUGCCCUUGUUCUCACAUUGAACAUUCUUUUUUUCACUAUGAUUAGUUCCACUAAUGUCCCAUGCCCAUCACCCCCACACCACAAACCCCACCCUACCCCUACCCCUACCCCCUCCACCCCAUCACCAAAGGGUGAGUGCCCAAAGGACACACUAAAACUAAAUGCUUGUGCCAAUUUGUUGGGUGACUUAUUGCAUCUUAUUAUUGGAAGUAGUCCAUCCAAGACUCAAUGUUGCUCUUUAAUUGAAGGACUUGUUGAUCUUGAUGCUGCUGUUUGCCUUUGCACUGCCCUUAAAGCCAAUUUGUUGGGAAUUAAUCUAAAUCUUCCACUUUCACUCAGCUUGUUGCUCAACAAUUGUGGCAAAUAUGCACCCAAGGACUUCCAAUGUGCAUAAAUCAUAUUGGUUUUCCAUUAUUUAGAUAUUUUCAAUUUUAUUUUUCCUUCUAUAUUUUGUGUGUUUAUUAUUUAUAUUAUAGUAAGAAAGCCUAGGCUUGUUAGCCUUUGUUUUCUAUUAGUAGUAUCCAAUUAUUUGUAUUUGUAAUAAAUUUGACAUCUAUUAAAUAAGGAAUUAUUAUUA
This is a messenger RNA of Solanum pennellii, 684 nucleotides long. Its product is annotated as 14 kDa proline-rich protein DC2.15-like. The record is from RefSeq and is a predicted model, not a curated record. Bases 82 to 501 code for a protein of 139 amino acids. The transcript has a single exon. Lineage: Eukaryota; Viridiplantae; Streptophyta; Magnoliopsida; Solanales; Solanaceae.